This is a messenger RNA of Acanthaster planci (crown-of-thorns starfish), 3181 nucleotides long. RefSeq lists its product as uncharacterized. The record is from RefSeq and is a predicted model, not a curated record. NCBI's taxonomy places the organism in Eukaryota, Metazoa, Echinodermata, Asteroidea, Valvatida, Acanthasteridae.
UUAAUGCUUGACAGUCCUAGCAGGUAGUGAGAUAUUGCAGGAUCGUCUUUCAAUUCACGCCUGUUUCGCUCGACCAAACUUCAGAGAACCGUUACUUUUCAUGGCAGUAAAAAGCUGGCCUAUGACUGCACGCCGUGCAACGAGCAAAAUAUAUAGAGAUAACAAAACGGAAUUGGAACAGGACCCACACAUAAUUUGAAACGAAACCGCUCUGCCGGGACCGCGCAAUUAUGAUGAUUGCGCGCGCUGUUCAUUUCCCUCAGCACUAUGUGCCGCUGUAAUGGCAUACACGUAUGCCUGCCGGUAGACCGCAGUACCAUUAACCUAUAUCAGUUUUCCUGUAGGCUCCACGUGUGUGCCACUCGUCUGCAACUGCUGUGAGUGAUUUCAAGUGGUCGAAUUCAUACCGGCCGUGGAUAUCGGUGAAUUCCUGGUUUGUGAAUAGCUGCAUUGUCGUGUGUAUCUUCGGUGUCCAUGCAGCAUGGCCGUGCAGAUCUCUGGUUCCUGCCUCACGAGUUCAUGGAGGAAUAAAACAGGCUGAAUCGAGAGCGACUGUUGACGAGCGCCGCAACGCACAGCAGGUAUUCAUCAGAGCUGUUUAUUAAGACGAUGUUAUCGAGGCAAUCAACCUUGAGUGCGAUAUAUUGCUGACUCCGUGGCUGCCGUCAUUAGGCCGUCGACUCCCGUGAUGUAAUUUGUUUUUGAGACAGGAAUCGUUUCUAUCGCUACUGACGCGGAGUCUUUUGUGCACGCCCUGGUGUCAAACGGGGAGUGCGCGGUGCAUCAGUUUCAUCAUGGCGGCUGGGCUCAGCAAGCUGCUGCGACAAAGCAACCGCGCACCACCUAGCGCCCGACGGAAGAGGCACUCAUUUAGCCGCGUCAGGAAGCUCCGUAUCGGCAACCAGGAGAGUACGAACUCCCCGGAGAACUCUGUCACAGGUCCCAUCAGCAGUGGUGUUGGAGGGGGUGGUGGAAUGGGCGGCGGCGGGGAUAGUGGUGAAGGAGGGGGAGGAGAAGCAGGGGUGGGGAGCGGUGCACGGUCGAGGGUCGUCGCGCACAAGGAACCCGACAUACGGCGGGAGAUUAACACCGUGCGCUUUAGCGAUGACUCCUACAGCCCCUCGGAACACCACGGAGUGACGCUGCCUGGCAUGAUUCCGGCAGACACCCCGGCGCCCCCGGCCUCUGUCAAAGCCAAGAGUGCGCCAAUACUGAAGCAACAAGCGGGCGCGAGCACGUCAAAAUUCAAGCCGGCCGGGCAGGACAUUUCGUCUUCGGCUCUCGAGGACAUCCCCCAACCGACCAAAAAGUACGUGUCUAACGUGCGCACGCGGCGGGUAAUGAAGGAGUUCGAGGCUACCAACCGAAUCAGCCAAUCCGAGGACCCCAUGUUCGAGGUCAGUCUGGUGUCCGAUAACCUCUACGAAUGGUGUAUAAAGCUACUGAAGGUGGACCCCCUGUCGCAGCUUCACAGCGACAUGAAGGCGACGAACACUACCUCAAUCGAAUUCAACAUGACGUUCCCGGACAACUUCCCCUUCGCCCCUCCUUUUGUCCGCGUGACAGCACCCCGCAUCGAGAACGGCUACGUCCUGGACGGCGGCGCCAUUUGCAUGGAACUGUUGACCCCCCAGGGCUGGUCCAGCUCGUACACCACUGAGGCCGUAAUCCUGCAGCUGGGGGCCACCCUGGUGGCUGGCCACGCCCGCAUCUCGCAGAGCAAGAAGAAGCUGUUCGGCGAGAUACCGUUCAAUAAGCAGGAGGCUCUUGAGAGCUUCAACAACAUAGUGGAGACCCACAAGCGCUACGGUUGGCUUGAUCCACCUGGGGAGUUCAGCUGAUCACACUUGAUGAUUACACAAAACUUCUUCAUUGGAAACACGAUGUCAGAGAAGACAGUGCAGUUUACAAAGUCUGCACCAUUCACGACGCUCUCAAGUGCAGUGCCUAAAUAUUUUCUCGACUGAAAUGAGACGAUCAGAACAACGUGGUGUUUUCAGGCUGUGAGAAUUAUAACUUCCACGUUGAAGGUACCAGUCCAACAUUUACUUUCGGAUACUCUCAUUGACAUCUGGUGAAUACUAUCUGACAGACUGGUGAAAGACUGAUGUCACACAUCUGCAACGCAGAAAAUCUUGCUUACCAAACUGAUGUGCUAAGUAAAGAGUGGCAAUGAGCCUUUCACAAGUAAAACCAAAACCGCACUUUUUUGGCUGGCCUCUGUUUUUGCUAAUAUUUUCUGCAUUGGGUAAAUUUCUUUAAAAUGGGCCAUGUCCAAAUUACUUGUUUGCGGUAAUUUUGAAGUACACACUACUGUUUUGGGAAAUGACCAUAACCCUUACCGCGUGCGUAAUUUCAAACUGCAGAUAAAUGCAGAAAAGACCUUGGAAGCUGGACAUUAUCCUCCAAACGUGCGCUAAAUCCACAUCGGACCUGCCGUGGCAUCGGAGUGCCUUUAUGACCACCAAUGUCUGAAAAUGUGCCUAGUGUUUAAGUAGGGGAAAAGUUAAGUUGCAUCAUGGAGUUAAGUUCAACAAAAGUUCCCCAAUCUGAAAUUUGUAAAAUCCCACUUUUUUUUUUUUUUUUUGGGUUUUGGAUAUGUGUAAAAUGAUUAUGUAUAAGACAGUGUGUUUAUUCAGUAGGUAGGAGUUUGCACUGCGUCGUCUUUCGUUUUUCUUGUCGGUGAAGGCAUUGAGGCGCGGGUUUGGUAAACUCGUACCAACAACGUUGCUUUCUAGUUGAGUACCUUUGAGAAUUGUAAAUUUGAAUUUAAAAACAAUAUGUACGGCUCAUAUUUUGUUGUUCCACCAACCAACAAACCGAUAUUUUCUCACCUUUUUUCAGUUUAAUCUCUAAUCGUUGUGAAGGUUUGGUGAAGGUUUGCGCUUUAUGACUGCCUGUGAUCGUGCGCAACAAUGAAACCAAACGGGGAAAAAACAGAAACUCGACAUGCCUAUUUGGAGGAAACCUGACAAAUUUCAUUUAAAAAUUUCCUCUCAGAAGGACUUCAGCGUUUCAUGUUCUGUACGUCUAUUACGAGCUACUCACAGCGAGCGUUUAAAGACACAAUAAUGGACAUUUGUACGAAAAGAGCUCAAAUAAAGACAAUAAGCCACUUGCAUGUUAAAUUUGAAUAAAAUCUGGUACACUGUGUUAUCUGAUUGCACAGAAAUGUAACAGU